This is a messenger RNA of Fusarium pseudograminearum CS3096, 510 nucleotides long. RefSeq lists its product as uncharacterized. The record is from RefSeq and is a predicted model, not a curated record. Gene Ontology annotation, cellular component: transcription factor TFIID complex. NCBI's taxonomy places the organism in Eukaryota, Fungi, Ascomycota, Sordariomycetes, Hypocreales, Nectriaceae. The coding region runs from base 1 to 510 and encodes 169 amino acids. The transcript is spliced from 2 exons. Gene Ontology annotation, biological process: transcription by RNA polymerase II; RNA polymerase II preinitiation complex assembly. Gene Ontology annotation, molecular function: protein heterodimerization activity.
AUGGAACCCAGAGCUCGUGCCGGCAAGAAUGUCGGAAAGAUGAACUUUAGCCAUGCAGAGUUGGCACAGCUGCUCUACGCACACGGCGACGUUCAAAACCCACUCCCCGAAACCGUCCGCGUCCUCGACGAGAUUCUCACAGACUUUAUGCAGUCCAUCGCUUUUGAAGCGACGCGAGCGGCCAACUACUCAGGUCGGCAAAAGAUCAAGUACGAGGACUUUGAAUUCGCAUUCCGCAAGAAUCCAGCGUUCCUGGGCAAAGUCCAAGAGGUCUUCGAAAAGCAAAGAGAGAUCAAGAAGGCCCGAGAGAUUCUGCGCGACGGCGAGGACGAAAUAAUGAAGGAUGCUGCGGAUGAGGAAAAGAAGAGAGAAAAGACGGAUACCAGACCUGGAGGAUCAGGCGGAGGCAGUGCUGCUGCAGCUUCUGCGGCGUCAAGAGCGGAGGAGGAGCUGGGUGAGGCUGAUGAUGAUGCCGAAGCCGAGCUUGAUGCGUUGGGUAAGAAGCGCUGA